Zymoseptoria tritici IPO323 is the source of this 1278-nucleotide messenger RNA. RefSeq lists its product as uncharacterized. The transcript has 2 exons. The coding region runs from base 1 to 1278 and encodes 425 amino acids. The record is from RefSeq and is a predicted model, not a curated record. NCBI's taxonomy places the organism in Eukaryota, Fungi, Ascomycota, Dothideomycetes, Mycosphaerellales, Mycosphaerellaceae.
AUGAUGUCCCUCAAAGCAUUGGCCCUUCUCGGCCUAUCUGUUGUUGAUCAAAGCACCGCUCAAUCCAUUCGCACCGAUCCUGGCGUUGCUGGUCCAUCGCUCGAGGUCGUCCAUCUCUUUACUGGACAAUGGCCAACCGGUAUCGCAGUCUCUGCCUCUGGCCGCAAGUUCUCCUGCUUUCCCGCCGGCCUGGACAUCAACAACGCCUACAAUGGCCUCAUCCCCAAAUUCCAGGUCGCCGAGCUCACCUCCAUGAAUACCGAGGCCGCUUAUCCAAACUCCUCCUACAACCAAUCUCCCGGUGGAGCCGUCAACCGUCUCUCCCUCCCACCUGCAACAAAAGGUGACGCCAACCACCUCCUCGGCGUACAAUCCGUCAUCAUCGACAGCAAAGACACCCUCUGGAUCCUCGACACCGGCCGCGUACAAGAUCUCUCCAACCCAGUCAACCCCAUCCUCCCCGCCACCAUUCCCGGCGGUCCCAAACUCGUGAACAUCGACUUGACAACCGAUACCAUCAUCCAAACCAUCGUUCUCCAGUCCGACUCCGUCAAGCCUCUCUCCUACCUCAACGACCUCCGCAUCGACCGCAACCCGAACCUUUCCGGCUCUUCGGGCAAGGGCGUCGCCUACCUCACCGACUCCAGUCCCGAAGGUGAAAACGCCCUCGUCUUCGUCGACCUCGGAACUGGCAAAGGCCAGCGUUACCCCUUGAAGGAAACCUUCCCUAUCCCGAAGACUCUCCCCUGGGUGUGGGGUGAUCCAAUGUACCAAACCGCCGGCGCCGUCGCCGCGCUGGACCCGAGUUACAUCACCUUCGGCUCGGACGGUAUCGCCAUCUCUCCGGAUUACAACACGCUGUAUUUCUCCGUCAUCGGAGGACGAUUCUUGUACUCCCUUCCUACCAGUGCGCUGAGAGGCAACAACAGCGUUGACAACGCACAGAGUCUGGUGAAGAACUUGGGCGAGAAGGGUAUCUCUGAUGGUCUGGAGAGCGACAGCAACGGUAUCGUGUACAAUGGCAAUGUCGAGCAGAAUGGAAUCUCCAUGUAUAACCCACUUACCGGAUUUGCGACGACAUUUGUGCGGGAUCCGAGGAUUAAUUGGGUCGACACGAUGUCCAUCGCAAAAGACGGAUAUCUGUACUUCACGGUCAACCAGCUGAACUACCUCAACGCCAUUUAUCCCGGCCAAGGUCUGCCAUUGGUCGAUCGCAGGAAGCCGCCGUAUGUGGUUUUCAGGGCGAAGUUGCCGAAUGGAGGGAACAAGAUUCGGUAG